AUGUCUCCCAAGACACCCGAAGAAAAACAACACAUGGACAUGAUUCCUUAUGCCUUGACUGUUGGAAGUCUAAUGUAUGUUAUGCUAUGUACAAGGCCUGAUAUCGCAUAUGUUGUGAGUGUCACGAGUAGAUAUCAGUCCAAUCCAGGUUUGGAACAUUGGACAGCAGUAAAGUGUAUCCUUAAGUACUUGAAAAGGACUAAGGAUUUGUUACUAAUGUAUGGAGGAGGUGAUCUCCGUGUUAACGGGUUCUCUGAUUCAUAUUUUCAAUCUGAUGUGGAUGAUAGAAAGUCUACAUUCGGGUUUGUGUUUGUCUGUAAUGGUGGGGCAGUUAAUUGGAAGAGUUCCAAACAAGAAAUAACUGCAGACUCUACCACAGAAGCCGAAUAUGUUGCGGCAUGCGAUGCUGCAAAUGAGGCUGUUUGGAUGAGAAAGUUCAUUGCUGAACUAGAAGUGGUUCCAUCCAUUGAGUUGCCGAUAUCUUUAUAUUGCGACAAAAAUGGGGCCAUUGCAUAG
This is a messenger RNA of Diospyros lotus (date-plum), 516 nucleotides long. RefSeq names its product secreted RxLR effector protein 161-like. The transcript has a single exon. The coding region runs from base 1 to 516 and encodes 171 amino acids. The record is from RefSeq and is a predicted model, not a curated record. Lineage: Eukaryota; Viridiplantae; Streptophyta; Magnoliopsida; Ericales; Ebenaceae.